GAACCAACCAAACUGAUUAUUCCACUCUCUCUAAUCUCCUCCGCCAACUCAUAUGGCGCGUUGCGGCCCACGCGCCACCUUGAUAUCCACCGCGGCAGCUCCGAAAUUGAACGUCCCGCGCAGAGCGAAUCGCCUCGAGCCCUCGAAAUCUGCGCUGUUCGGCCGGAAGUUUCACGCGCUGCGCGGUUACGGACGGAGAGACGCUGCGAGAGCGUUGGUGAGGAGACGAGUCUUAGCUGAGGUGAAGGAGAAGGGGCUGGAGCUCAAUGUGAGGGUCACUAUCGAAGAAGAAUUGCCUCAGGAUCACGAAAUUUCGUGUGUUGCGGAAUUGCUAACUGUAGAUGUUGGAAGUGCAUUGAAUCUAGCAUUUGGCGGAUUUAAAGAUUCCGGUGGCGGUUUUGACAGCGUGGAGGUUUCAGUGCUUCUUUGCAAUGAUGAGUUUAUCAGGAAACGUAACCAGGAAUGGAGAGAUGAGGACCGGGCUACUGGUGUGGUUUCCAAGUCCCGGCAUGUGCCUGAUCUUAAGGUUUCAAAUGUUGUGUUGGGUGACAUUGUGAUUUCUGUUGAGACGGCAGUGAGGCAAGCUCAGCAAAGAGGCCAUACGCUUCUUGAUGAGAUACGCCUUCUCAUGGUGCGGGGAUUGUUACAUUUAUUGAGAUUUGAUCAUGAGAUUAGUAAGGAGGCUGCAGGGGAAAUGGAGAAGGAGGAGGAUCGUUUUUUAGACAGUCUUGGGUGGAAGGGAAAGGGUUUAGUUCUGAAUGCAUAUGAUGCUGAAACCCAUGGGAAUUUCAAUGAGAAACCAGAUGACAGGAUGAGAGAAGACCGCCUGCGAUUUUAUAAACCAAAGUUCAGAUAUAUUUUCUGUGAUAUGGAUGGCACCCUUCUUGACAGCAGAAGUCUAAUGAGUUCAACCACUGCAAGGGCUCUAAAAGAAGCCUCAUCAAGGGGUGUGAAAAUAAUAAUUGCCACUGGAAAAGCUCGUCCUGCUGUGAUGCGUGUUUUUAAGAUGGUAGAUUUAGCUGGAAAAGAUGGCAUUGUUUCAGAAUUCUCUCCUGGGGUUUUCUUGCAGGGAUUACUUGUUUAUGGUAUUCAAGGUCGGGAAAUUUGUAGAAGGAAUUUAGAUCAAGAUGUCUGCAGAGAGGCCUGUGUUUAUUCACUGGAGAAUAAGGUUCCUCUCAUUGCGUUCAGCAAGGAUCGUUGCUUGAGUCUAUUUGAUCACCCACAUGUUGAUUCCAUGCAUACUGUUUAUCAUGAGCCAAAGGCGGAUAUCAUACCUUCAGUUGAGCAUCUCUUGGCUGCUGCUGACAUACAGAAACUGGUCUUCAUGGACACUGCUGAGGGAGUAUCUACUGCUUUGAGACCAUAUUGGUCGGAAGCAACUGGAGAUCGUGCCACAGUUGUUCAAACUGUGCCGGACAUGCUUGAACUUGUUCCCCCAGGAACCUCAAAAGGUAGUGGUGUAAAGAUGUUGCUUGAUCAUUUGGGAAUCACUCCAAAGGAGAUCAUGGCUAUUGGCGAUGGGGAAAAUGACGUUGAGAUGCUUGAGCUGGCUGGUUUGGGCGUUUGUCUCAGUAAUGGAGCAGAGAAAACAAAAGCUGUCGCCAAUGUAAUUGGCGCCAGCAAUGACGAAGAUGGUGCAGCUGAUGCAAUCUACCGCUAUGCCUUCUGAGCUUCAAUUCAGCCAAAGAAGAACUACAAUACACACAGCUUAUCAGUUAGGAUGAGGCUUUCAACCCGCCACAAGAUUCUUUACAGUCUACAAUGAUCCCAUUAUUAUCUCUUCUAUGAGUGAUUGAUUGACUAGUGUAAACUGAAAGAGAAGUUUCUCAAAACUAAAAACCAGCAAUUAUAAAAUUAACUCAUUGAUUCAACUG
Molecule: messenger RNA, 1874 nt
Organism: Fragaria vesca subsp. vesca
Lineage: Eukaryota; Viridiplantae; Streptophyta; Magnoliopsida; Rosales; Rosaceae
Exons: 12
Coding region: 53-1669 (538 amino acids)
Biological process (GO): rRNA processing
Molecular function (GO): metalloendopeptidase activity
Source: RefSeq, a predicted model, not a curated record